Coregonus clupeaformis (lake whitefish) is the source of this 2409-nucleotide messenger RNA. RefSeq names its product glutaryl-CoA dehydrogenase, mitochondrial-like. Bases 154 to 1479 code for a protein of 441 amino acids. The record is from RefSeq and is a predicted model, not a curated record. NCBI's taxonomy places the organism in Eukaryota, Metazoa, Chordata, Actinopteri, Salmoniformes, Salmonidae. Gene Ontology annotation, molecular function: glutaryl-CoA dehydrogenase activity; flavin adenine dinucleotide binding; fatty-acyl-CoA binding. Gene Ontology annotation, cellular component: mitochondrial inner membrane. The transcript has 13 exons. Gene Ontology annotation, biological process: fatty acid beta-oxidation using acyl-CoA dehydrogenase; fatty-acyl-CoA biosynthetic process.
GACCUACUUUACGCAGGUGCCUGUGUUGACGUUUGUCCUCUUUUACCUUGUCAAUCUGGGAAGAACUACGGAGCACUGGGUCAUUUAUCUCCAGCACUGUAAAUUACAGAUGGGCUGUGUACAGGUGCAGUGAUCGAAAUCUAUCUACCAAUCAUGGCACUGAGAAGCGCUGUGUGCCGUCUGCUGGUCAACCCCCAGAGAUGCGCCAUCAUUUCAGCAUCAAGAUCACAGGGAUCAGCAGCGCCUGCACAAAAGGAUGCAGAGAAAGCUAGUGAGAAGAAGACUAAAGCACCCAAGGUUCAGUUUAACUGGCGGGAUGGCCUGGAGCUGGAGGGUCAGCUGACUGAGGAAGAGAUCAUGAUCCGAGACUCGUUCCGUGACUACUGUCAGGACAAACUCAUGCCCCGCAUUCUGAUGGCCAACAGAAACGAAGUGUUCCAUCGGGACAUUGUGUCAGAGAUGGGGGAGCUGGGUGUCCUGGGCCCAACCAUUAAAGGCUAUGGCUGUGCUGGGACGAGCUAUGUGGCCUACGGUUUGAUCGCAAGGGAAGUGGAGAGGGUGGACAGCGGCUACCGCUCUGUCAUGAGUGUGCAGUCCUCCCUGGUCAUGCACCCUAUCUACGCAUAUGGUACCGAAGAGCAGAAGGAGAAGUGGCUGCCCAGGCUGGCUCGUGGAGAGAUCCUGGGCUGUUUUGGGUUGACUGAGCCCAACCACGGCAGUGACCCCGGUGGAAUGGAGACCCGGGCCAAGUUCAACCCCUCCAGCCGCACCUUCACCCUCACCGGCUCCAAGACCUGGAUCACCAACUCCCCUGUGGCAGACAUCGCUGUGGUCUGGGCCAAGUGUGACGAUGGGAAGGUGCGUGGCUUCAUCCUGGAGCGCGGUAUGAAGGGCUUCACCACACCCAAGAUCGAGGGCAAGUUCUCCCUGAGGGCGUCUGCCACCGGCAUGAUCAUCAUGGACGAAGUGGAGGUUCCUGAGGAGAACCUGCUGCCCAAAGUCUCUGGCCUGGGGGGUCCCUUUGGUUGCCUGAACAACGCCCGGUAUGGCAUCGCCUGGGGUUCACUAGGUGCUGCAGAGUUCUGCUUCCACACGGCCCGUCAGUACACACUAGACAGAAUCCAGUUUGGAGUGCCCCUGGCCAGAAACCAGCUGAUGCAGAAAAAGAUGGCCGACAUGUUGACAGAGAUCACCAUUGGCCUGCAGGCCUGUCUACAGCUAGGGAGACUCAUCGACGCCAAGAUGGCAGCCCCUGAGAUGAUCUCUAUGCUGAAGAGGAACAGCUGUGGGAAGUCCCUGGACAUUGCCCGGCAGGCCAGAGACAUGCUGGGAGGAAACGGCAUCUCUGACGAGUACCACAUCAUCCGCCAUGUUAUGAACCUGGAGGCCGUCAACACAUACGAAGGUACCCAUGACAUCCAUGCCCUGAUUCUGGGCAGAGCCAUCACUGGACUACAGUCUUUUACUGUUAAUAACUAACAGCCUGCUGCUAGUGCUCAAACAGACCACUAACAGAAACCUCAAGUCAAUCUGUUCCUUAAGCAAAGGACAAGUAGUUCUACACUGCUUUGACUGCUUGUCAUCUACAGUAACACUAACGCUAAUGUUUCCUGUCUCUUGAGAAUAUGCACAUUGAGUGCCGGUUUCCCGGACACAUAUUAAGCUUAGUCCUGGACUAAAAAGCAUGCUCUAUGGAGAAUCUGAAAUAGCUUUUUAGACCAGAACUAGGCUCAAUCUGUGUCCGGCAAACCAGUAUUUUAUGCAAAAGACCAGGUAGGGUUUUAAAGGCAAGUCUAUCAUUGGUCUCAUGGACAAUUCAUGAGUGUAAUUAUUUCAAUUUAUAAAAACAAAGCUAUUUUUCUACUUUGUCAUAAAACCCUAGUGCUUACUGGUUGUUUUGCACAAUUUCGGACUACAAUGUGUUUGUAAUAGUUCACUAUACGGUGGAAGUUAAGAUGGUUCAGAAUGAAUAGCUUGUUUCCUCACAGAAAUUGUAGUAAAAUGGUUGUUGGACAAACAUUUUAAAAUGAGGUCAAGAUCAAUAUGUAUGUCCUGAGUUGUUAGAACUGUGAUGGUACUAAUGACCAAUUAUUGGUCAUUGAAUGCCAAAUAAUGUAUACUGCAUUUACUGUUAGAGUUUUAAAAAAUAAGUUAAAUCAAUUGAAGUCAAAUAUAAGUUAUAUUAAAUAAUCAUGCCAUUGCUUUUUUAGGGGGGGGAUAUUCCACAAAGUGUCUUUUGGGUCCCUUUGACAUUUUAAAUAUAAAUUGUACGCCAAUAUUGAUUUUUAAAAGCCUGUUACAUGAAAUGAAGUGCUCUUUAAUAUAGACCACAUGGAGAAUUCAAUAAAUCUGAUUUGUAUUAUGAAUAAAGACUUGCUAAAUUGCCUAGAUUCAGCAUGUUGACAUGUC